Messenger RNA from Rubroshorea leprosula, 4841 nucleotides. NCBI's taxonomy places the organism in Eukaryota, Viridiplantae, Streptophyta, Magnoliopsida, Malvales, Dipterocarpaceae. The record is from the annotation of a GenBank genome assembly.
CAAGGGAUUAACUCCACUACGCUUCUCUCUCUACAAUUACUCUUUGAGAGCAUCUCUCUCUAGAAUAUUGAGUAUUGCUGACUUGAGCGUCGGAGUGUUUUCCCCGAGGAAAUAUCUUCAGGAUUUUCAGGUGUGGAAGCAGCCGAAGACUUCAACAGUGUUGGAUCGUGAAGCUACCCAAACAUUUGGCGCCAUCUAUGGGAAACUGAACAAGAAGUUGUGUAGCUUAACCAGCUGAAAGACAAGAUGGUUCGAACUUUUACAGGAAGUCGCCCUCUAAGAAAUGAAAUUGAUGAACAGGAGGACACUCAACUAUCUGAGCUCGGCAUGAAUGAUUUUAGGCCAAUGCCGAGAAACCUUUUUGUUGGGGGAGCCGAACAGGAGCAACUUAGCAGAACAAAUGAUGAUGAAAGAACACCAACUGGGUACACAACCCAGCCUGAACAAUUCCAAAUUCCAACAAGAACAAGGCAGAGACGUCCCAGACUAGGCAAUUCACAACAAGAACAACCUGAGAGGUCAACAGAACCUGCUCGGACAACCGAGCUCGAAGAGAGAACCAGAGUUCUCGAAAUGGAAAUGGGUAAAAUCCUUGCCCGUCUGAUCCCAGAUGACCCCUUAAUUCCUUUGUUGAAUAGGGAUGCACAGCCAGCUGCGGUUGUUGCAACUCGAAACUCCCCCGCUCUGAGCAAUAUAGUAGUGCCGACCAAACCAAGGGGAAGUGGGAGGUUGAAUAACGAGCCUAGCUCGUCCAAACACAGUGAAGAACUGAUGAGAAAGAAUGCAGACCUUAAAAGGCAGCUAUGGGACGCCAUCAUGAGAAUCCAAAAUGCCAACGACGCCAUGAUGUGCAAAGUGUUCCCAACGACACUGAAGUCAACGGCCAGAAGAUGGUAUCAUAAACUCCCCAGACACUCUAUAGACUCAUACUCCCAGCUCGCCAAGCUAUUCUCCAACAAAUUUGUGAGCCAAAGGGAGAUCAAACGUAUAGCGACCGAGCUGAUGCAGUGUAGUUGGUUCCUAGACGACCUGCUAGAGAAUCCACCUAAGUCGUGGAAUGAAGUCAAUGAUAGGUCGGCUAGCUUCAUACUGUUAGAAGACUUCCAAUCGUCCAAGCGACGAGCUGAUGAUAAGCAGAGCAAAAGCCACGAAAAACCACCGAGGAGAGAGGAAAAGAAAAAGCAGAAAGUCAAUGAGCAGUGGGGGGAGCCAGCUGACUUCCCGAAGUAUGCUAACUACAUCCCUUUGACCUUGCCAAGGGCAGACAAGAGCAAGCAUUGUGACUACCACCGUGCAUAUGGUCACAACACAGAAGACUGCCAACACUUGAAGGAUGAGUUGGAGUUCUUAGCUCGCAAUGGAAAAUUAGAAGGAUAUGUACAGAAGCCCUACACCCAACAACCAACUCAAGCUCACUUUGUGCAGGGAGCAUGCAGGGGCCGUCAGUUCAAUAGGCGAGGCCAAGGACAGAGAACUGCCACCCAGAACCAAAAAGACAGGAAAGAGGUAGGUUAUGCUGGGAUACGCCCGCCCUCGGGCACAAUAAACAUGAUUUCAGGUGGUAUACACUCCGGAGGCCAAAGCGCUCGGGGCCGUAAGGCAUAUGCCGGGCAGGUGAUGAUCAUUAACAAGAACAGACCCUUGAAGUGGCCGUUCGAAGAGGCGAAGUGGGAGAAUGCGGCCAUUCCAUUCAGCCCGGUAGAGUAUAAGCGAGCAGAAGGAGAGCCCGAAGUUAUGAUGCCUCAUGCACACCCUUUUGUGGCAACGAUCCAUAUAGGCAAUCAUAACGUCAACAAGGUCUUCAUUGAUACUGGUAGCUCACCAGAUAUCCUAUAUUGGAGUUGCUUUCAAAAGAUGCAACUGAAUCCGAGCUCGCUGCAGAAGUAUGAAGAGCCCAUAUAUGGGUUUGAUAACCAACCCGUCCCGGUUGAAGGAGUUAUUACUCUUCCCAUAUAUGUGGGCUCAGAACCACGCUUCAGGAUGGCUUCUGUUAACUUUCUAGUUGUCAAGAUGGAAUUAGCUUUCAAUACUAUAUUAGGAAGAGCCACCAUGUGUGAGCUGAAGGCUGUUGUUUCACAACUCCAUCUCUGUAUGAAAUUCCCAACUCCUCAGGGGGUAGGAGUGCUUAAGGAGAACCAGAAGAUGGUCAAAGCCUGCUAUCAAGAUACAUUCAAGAAGGUUGAGCUCGCUGCAGCCCCGAGAGACUCUUCUGAAAGUCAUAGGCCGACUCAACUCGGUCAGCAGACAAUGAGCAUAUCGGAUAUCGAGCAUCGACCUGAGGGUGUUGAGCAGAAAGCUGAGCCAGUGGAACCAAUGGAAACAGUGGAAACAGUCCCCCUAAACCCUGAUGUGUCGGAAAGAACAGUUAAGAUCAGCAUCAAGCUCACAGAAGAGGAGCGAGUAGAGCUUCUGAAGUUUUUAAGGGUUAAUCAAGAUGUGUUUGCAUGGACUACGGAUGAAAUGCCUGGCAUUCCAGCAGAGUUGACAGUCCAUAAGCUUAGCACGGACCCCACCAAAAGGCCGGUGGUUCAGAAGCGUCGCCUUUUUGGCCCUAAGAAGCAAGCUGCUAUAGACGAAGAAAUAAAAAAGCUAUUACCAAGGAUGUGCAUUGAUUUCACCAACUUAAAUGAGGCGUGUCCAAAAGACCCUCACCCCUUACCAAAUGUUGAGAAGCUGGUAGAGCGAGCAGCCGGGCAUGAACGAAUGAGUUUUCUUGAUGCCAACUCAGGAAUUGAGGUAAAUCCAGAGAAGGUUCAAGCCGUUCAGCAGAUGGAGCCGCCCAGGACUGUAAAAGAUGUGCAGCGUCUAACGGGUCGUGUUGCUGCGCUGCAUAAGUUCAUAGCCAGGUCGGCAGAAAGAUGCCUCCCGUUCUUUAAUGCCCUGAGAGAGCCCAAGAACUUUCAGUGGACAGAUGAAUGUCAACAGGCGUUUGAUGAGCUUAAACAAUAUCUGGCAUCAGCACCCAUACUGUCUAAACCCGUGGAAAGGAAGAGUUUAUACCUGUAUCUGGGGGUCACAAAGGAGGCAGUAAGUUUGGUUUUGCUAAGGAAAGAAAAUAAGCAUCAGAAGCCUACCUGCUAUGUGAGCAAGGUUUUACAAGGCGCAGAACAGAAUUAUCCACUAGCAGAAAAGGCUACUUUUGCCCUGGUCUACACGGCUCGAAAAUUGAGAGCUUACUUCCAAUCACAUCAAAUUGUUGUUUAUACCGAUCUGCCGUUGAGAAAGAUACUGCAGAAGCCUGAACUCUCUGGUCGGCUUAUCGAGUGGAGCAUCAAGCUGAGUGAGUAUGACCUCAAAUUUCAGCCGCGCACAACCAUAAAAGGCCAAGCAGUGGCGGACUUCCUAGUGGAGUGCCUUUCGGUGACUGUCGGAGAUAAGGCACCCGAACACCCAGUCUGGGUCUUGUAUGUAGAUGGGGCUGCUAACAUUGAAGGAUCAGGUGCUGGGGCUGUGUUAGUGGGCCCAGAUGGCUUUAAAUUCAAGCAUGCAUUAAGAUUUAAGUUUCAGACUACUAAUUAUGCUGCAGAAUAUGAAGCCCUCAUUUAUGGCUUAAAGCUGGCAUCCGAGCUGAAAGUGCAGAGCAUUAAGAUCGACAAGAUACCCAGAGCAGAUAACCAACGAGCUGACGAGCUAUCAAAAGUAGCCUCCUCGCAAGAUAUCAACCCUCAGAGGUCAACAAUUGUGGAGGUACUUGACACCCCGAGCUACACCGAUUUCACAAUUGAGUGUCAGCUACUAAGCACAGAUCCCUUUUCACCGAGCUGGACUACCCCGCUCAUAGAUUAUCUGCAAAGUGGCGAGCUGCCUGAAGAUCCGUCUGCUGCAAAGUUGAUUAAACGCAGGGCGGCACAUUUCACCUUGUUAGAUAAUCAGCUCUACAAACAAGCAGCCUCAAUGCCCCUAUUACGCUGCCUUACUCUUUAUGAAGCUGAAUACGCUGUGAGGGAAGUUCAUGGAAGAGUAUGUGGCACACAUAUAGGUGGUAGAACUUUAGCUCGGAAACUCCUGAGGCAUGGUUAUUACUGGCCUACUAUGGUUGAGGACACACAGAGCUAUGUCAAAAAGUGCCCGACCUACCAGUUCAAUGCUGAUGAUAUUCACAUGCCAGAAAUGCUCUCAUCACUCUCAUCUCCCUGGCCUUUUGCUCAAUGGGGAGUCAACCUGCUCGGACCUUUUGUGAAUGGCAAAGGAGGUUGCACAUACCUAGUUGUCGCAGUGGAUUACUUCACGAAAUGGAUAGAAGCCAAAUCCUUAUCCACGACAACAGAGAAGAAAAUAGAGGAAUUCUUGUUCAAUUCAAUAUUAUGCAGAUCGGCCACAGGCGAAACCUCAUUCAGCCUCGCCUAUAAAGCUAAGGCCGUCAUCCCUGUAGAGGUCAGAUUACCAUCUGAUAUAGCAGGUCGGCACAACGAUCCUAACAAUGAGCAACUUUUAAGAGAGAACCUAGACCUUGUGGAAGAGGUCAGGGAGAUGUCUCGAAUAAGAAACAUGGCACAUCAAAGUCGUGUCGCUAGAUUUUAUAAUAAGCGAGUCCGAGCUCGUCAAUUUCAAGUUGGUGAUCUGGUUUUGCCCAAGGCUGGGCUCACUAAUGCUUACUCACAUAUGGGGAAACUUGCACUGAACUGGGAGGUCCCUAUAUGGUUGUUCAAGUUAAGCGACCUGGAUCCUAUGUGUUGGCAGAUCUACAAGGUCGUCCGUUACCAUUCAUUUGGAACAUACAUAACCUUAGAAAGUUUUAUAGUUAACAUUUCGAUGUUGUUAUCUUCAUUCAAGAUUAUUGUCAAUCAAAUGUAAAGGACAAUGUAUAGAACAACACGCAGCAAUAUACACAGAAAUUUCAA